GAGAGAGAGAGAGAGAGAGAGAGAGAGAGAGAGAGAGCGAGCCAGCAGGCGAGUGGCUUCGCUGGCUAGGGCAGAUGGGUUUCUCCCUCGUGCGGUGCUCAGUCUGAGCGUAUCUGCCGUGCAGUGACGAUGCCUAGUUACCCCACACAAAGGGCGCAGGAGCAUGGUUCCACAGGGAUGAUACAAGGCAGCCUAGCAUAACGUUGUGCAACGGUAGAGUAGCAACAUAUCGUCCUCCGCUUCCGGGUUUCGGGUUGUGUGCGUCUGUGUGUGUGUGUGCGUGUCUGUGUGUGUGUGUCUAGAAGUGGGGUGCCGUAGCUAUGUGCUGCUGCUCGCUGGUGCCGCCCGUAGUGCCAACAGUGUGAAGCGGUGCAACAAAUGAAGUGCGUAGCGCGAACGGUGAAGCUGGUGGCGGCGGCCGCCACGGUGGCACUGCUGCUGCUUGCCGGCCCGGCCGCCCCGAACGGUGCCCCGCGCCCCCCCUACCCGGGGAUGCAGCUGCUCAGCGAGUCCGUGCACGACGAGCGGACGGCGGGAGGCGGGGGCGGCGAACUGCUGCUGCCGAAGGACGCGGGGGGCGAGGGCCCGGCCGGGCCGAGCCCGCUCGGGCUGGCGGGUGUGCUGGUGCCGCGGGACAGCCUGCUCUACCCGGGCGGCCGGGAGUCGAUGGCCGCCGCCCAGGAGCAGGAAGAGGAGGAGGAGGAGGAGGAGGAUGAGGAGGAAGAAGAAGAAGAGGAGGAGGAAGAAGAAGAGGUGGAGGCGCAAGAAGCUUUGGCAGGGGAGGAGGAGGAACCGGAACGCAAUGCAGCCAACGAGGAGGAGAACCUGCUGGAGGAGGAGGAGGAGGAGGAGCCGACAGAGGAGACGGGGGAGAGCCGGCGCUUUCCCACCUAUUACCUGCGGCCCGGGCCGGCUGACGCUGACCAGCGGCGGCGGUCGAACCCGUGCGGGUCCGGCAUCGUGGAGCAGCUGAAGUCGGCGGAGCACGUCGUGCCGGUGCGGCGCAGCCCGGAGGAGGAGGACAACAACUUCUACAUCGACGUCAGCCACGAGCUGCUCGAGACGGGGCCGGGCAUUGUGCCGCGCGUAGUAUACCGAGUGGAAGCGAGACGCUCGCCGGACACGGAGAUACGCGACUUCUACGUGGAGUCGCUCGCCGGGGAUCCGUACAGCUACGAGCAGGUGCCGGGGCGCCCGAUCGGCCAGUUCACUGGCCACCGUGCGCACGGCAGCCAUCACGGGUACCGGCAGGGCCCGGAGGACGCCGACAGUCUGCCGCGCAGUACCUGGAUCGACGAUAUGGAGAUAGACUGGCUGCACCAUGCAUUCGGCGGGGCACAACAGCAGCACAAGCAGCAGCGCGUUAUAUUCGGCGAACCGUCCUAUCCCGGGUAUUUCGAGGCGGACGGCAACCAAGACCCGGCCCCUCGGUCAUCGGGCGCUGAGGAGGAGGACGGCGAGCCUGGAGCUCUGGAGGACAACGCGCUCGAGUUCGGCAGCCGGAAGCGACCCCCGGGCGGCAGACGGACCCACCGUGGAUGUCCCCGCCACGUCUGGAAGCAUGACGGCAUGUACGGGGAGCGAGCGACGAUCAGCUGGACCGUCCCGGAGGUGCUGCCGGCACACGGGACGGCCUAUUUUAACGACAGCGGCGGUGGCGCGACGGCCACCGGGGCGCAGAAGCCGGCUAACACUAUUUACUUUAGAAUACUUUAUCGUACAAUGACUAGUUACGUGAUCUAUGAACUGAUCUACACAAUGGUGCUUUUACAAGAGUGUAGCUUAUAUCUCAGGCAGGCGCAGGGCACGAUCGCUUCGAACAGGCUGCCGGCCGGCUACCAGGACUGCCGGCUCGUCUUUCCUACGCGCCCGACCGUGGCCCCGUCGGAGGAGCUGCCCGGGCUGCUGGUGCAGCUGACCCGCCUCAACACACCGUGCCGGGGGGGCGGAUUCCUGCGCUUCCUGCCGGACCCGACGGCCAGCCCGACCGUCGGUGCACCGCCGGCCGGUGACGGCGAACCCGGCAGCCCGCCCGCCACCGCCAUAUCCCUGUGCGGCAAGCUGGAGGAGCUGCCCGCCGCGGGCCGGGCCUUUCACUUCCAGUCGCACCGCAACACCACCCUGUGGCUGCACCGGGCGCCCCUGUUUAGCCUGCAGUACCGGCUGGUCGACUACUGCUACAACAUGACGCUGCGCGACCAGAACGGCACGGUCCGGCUGCGACCGGGAUCGGCCCCGCUCGACUGCUACUUUCGCAUCCAUCUGCCGUACGGGUACCGGGUGGCGCUGCAGCUGCUCACCAACGGUCCCUCCACCCUCAACGACAGCCGGGAGGAGGCGAUCGCGAUCGCGCUCGGCACGGUCGGUGAGCAGGACGGCGGCAAUGCCGAAUACCUCGCACCGAUCCGUUGCUCCUCGACCGGUGGCAUGCUGGUGGCGGUCUACGAGGACGCCCAGCACCGGUGGACGGCGUGUGUCAAUGGGAGUGCGGCGCCGGCCCGCUACCUGCUCACCACCACCGGCAACAGCGUGGUGGUGAAGGUUAGCAAGCUGCCCCAACCGACUGCUGUGCAGCCAGGGAUCGGGGCUUCCGGUGCGCCGGUCCCCCCAGCAUCAUCGCCUUCCUCAUCACCCCUGUCACCAUCAUCCUCAUCAUCCUCGGCAGCGCUGCCGGCGCCGGACAACGGCACUGCGACGCUGCUGUUCGAGUACCGGGCGAACCCGAUUGAAUCCAUUACUUCACGUUGUGCCUUCGGUUGGAUAGCAACCACGCAGUUCUGCAUUGCCCCGGUCGAGCGGCGGCUACCGUGGCAGGAGGCGGAAGCGGAGUGUAACCGGCUCGGUGGCCAUCUCAUGUCGAUACGCUCGAGCGAGGACCAGCAGCUAAUCGACCAGCUGCUGUUCAACAGUCCCGGCUACAAAGACGACAAUGCGUACUGGAUUGGUGCGUCGGAUCUCAUCGUGGAGGGUGACUUUCGGUGGAACGACAAGUUUGCCUUCACAUACUCGAACUGGUUCCCGGGCUGGGUGCACCAGGAAAACUACAACCGGCAGCCGAACGACGACGGGCUGAGCGGGCAGGAUUGUGUGGAAAUUCGGCGCCACUUUCAGAUUGCAGCGAGCGGUGGCCAGACCGUCCCGACCGUGAGCCCGCUGACACUGUCGUACAUGUGGAACGAUCGGAACUGCGACGCCCGCAACUACUUCCUUUGCGAGCGCAUGAUGGAUGAAGAACUACCGGAGCGGCUUUGGAACGAGUCGGAAUGUAACGUUACCGUAACGCUUAGCGCGGAACGUCCGAAGGCAACGGUGUGGAGUCCGGGCUUUCCGCAGCAGUAUCCCGACAGUGUUGACUGCUACACGCUGAUCCAGGCGCCGGUCGGGUACCGGGUGGUGCUGGACUUUGAGGAGAUGGUGCUAGAAAACGAACCACUUUGCUCCUACGACUACCUGCAGCUGGUUGAACCGGACGGGAUCGGCCCGUACGUCCCGUCCAAGUCGGCGAAGGACUUUUCCAGCACGGUGCUGUUUCGCUUUCGCAACUCGCGCCACAGCGGCCGGUACAGUGCGGCACAGCAUCGGCGCAAAAGCACCAAAACGGGGGGCCAGAGCGCGCCGGCCACCGGCGAUCCAGCCGGUGGUGAGCAGUCUGGGCCGCCCCGGACCGACAUCAGCUUCAACGUGCCGAGCAUUGUGCUGCAGCCGAGUGACGCCCGGUACACGAGCAGCCUGCCCCUGCCGGAGCUGAGCCUGGGCAGCGUGCCGCGCAAGAUCUGCGGCGACUGGAGCUCGAAGCUCAAGCUGCUGCGCUACGUCACGGCGGGCCCGUCGCUCGGCGUCCGGUUCGUGUCGGACUACUCGAACAACUACGGCGGCUACAAGGCGAAGAUCUCGAUGGAAAACGUGACAUCCGAGUGUCACGACGAGCGGUUCAAGGCGUACAACAACUCCUGCUAUCUGAUCAUCUCCUACCCGGACGUGGACUGGACGACGGCUCAGCAGAUUUGCCGCGGAAUCGGGGCACAGCUUGCCUCCAUUUCCACCACCGACGAGCAGAGGUUCAUCACGUCCAACAUUCGCAACAGCCUCGACUAUACGCCGCGCUCGCUGUACUGGGUCGGGGGCGAGAUCACCAACACGGGCAGCCUGGAAUGGGUGGAUGGUGUGAAGCUGCUGUUUGAGGGUUGGUUGCCCGGCCAGCGGCCUGAGAAGGCGGACCCGAGCAAGCUACCCUCCUGCCUGGGGCUGCAGUGGAAGGUCUCCCCGACGCCCAUGAUAUCCUCCGGGCUGCACUGGACCGCCCAGAAAUGCUCCACGAUCGGUGGGUACGUGUGCAAGAAGCCGCGGCCCCGUCUGGACGAGACGAUGGUCCGGAACCAGACGCUGACCGGCACGGAGGGACAUCUGUUGUCACCGGGCUACCCGAACCCGUACCCCGCCCAGACCGACUUUUGGAUACGGAUCGUGGCGCCAGAGCACCGGCGCAUCAUCAUCCAGUUCCAGAAGCUGGACCUGGAGCACCAGGACGAGUGUCUGUACGAUUACAUCAGCCUGCAGAACUAUCCGAUACAGCCGAAUGCCAGGGGGGCCUACUCGGGCGCAGCCUCGGGCGGCGAGGGGCCUGCACCGUUGGCCGACUACUUUCACGGUGGCCACAAUGGGAGCAGCGCGAAGCUGAAAGAGCACAGCAGUGCCCCGGCGGCCAGUCAGCCGAUGGACGCAAAGAAGCAGGUGCCGGCCUUUCCGGACGGCUGGGAUAAUCGCAACCCUCUGCCCGGUACGGUAAGGUUUCAGCGCCGCAUCCGGUACGUGAGCAGCGGCCCGGGCGCCGAGUACGCCGGGGGGGCUGGUGGCGAACCGGUGGAUGGGGCUGGAGAUCGGGAGGCAGCCGUCAACCUGCUCAACCCGGGCACGCUGCUGCCCGAUCCGCUACUGCCGUUCGACGAGCUGACGCCCUCCUUCCUGCCGUACGUGCGCUGGUGCGGCACGCACGACAGCAACAUGGCCCGGUUCAACUUCAUCUCGACCGGCAACGAGGCGAUCGUGCGCUUCCAUUCCGACUUCUCCAUCAGCGGCACGGGCUUUUCGGCAACGUGGAGCACGGUCGAUAUGGCGGGCUGCCCGCUGCAGACCAUCACCUCGAAGGAGGGCUCGAUCCGCAGCCCGAACUAUCCGUACUUUCUGCUGAACAACGUCGACUGCACGUACGUGAUACAGGCACCGUACGGGCGGCGCGUCUGGCUCGAGUUCGUGCUGACCGAUCUGGCGCAGGACGCGACGCUGCUGGUCGACAUUGCGGACGGUCCGUUCGAGCCGUUCGCCGACGGGUCGCACCUGAACGACGGCGUGUUCGUGAGCAAGGGCGAGCGGCUGGUCGUGCGGUUGCGGACGGGCGCCACCCCGCGCGGGAAAGGGUUCCACGCGAACUUCAAAACACUGGCCCACGUGAACGAGCAGCGCUACAUAACGCUCUCAAACAAGACGACCGGCAUGCUGUACUCGCUCAACUACCCGGAAGCGAUGCCGUACGAUGUCGACUACACGCAGCACCUGAUCGCACCGCUCGGCGAAGUGAUCCUGCUGGAGCUGUACGGCGUAGGCUUCAGCCAGCACGGUUGCCAUCAGGCCGGCUUCAUCGAGAUCUACGACAACUACACCGACAGCAACGGCACGCUGUGGCAUCUGUGCGAGCAUCACGCGACAGGCAAACCGGCCGGUGUGGAGCCGGAACCGGCAAAGCAGAGCGGUCUGGAGUACACCCACUACCCAGCGGCGCACGGUAUUGCUGCCAAGCUGAGGCAACCGGUCGGGCCGGGGCAGCACGGGCUGGGCAAACCGGCGCCGAUCUACAUCACCUCCUACCUGAACACGAUCCACAUCCGGCAGCGGAACGCGAACGGCACCGGCAUCCGGUUGAACGCGACCGUCCGGCUGCAGGAGGACGCCGGCUACAAGAUGAAGCUGAUCUCGAACACGGACGAGUGGGUGGAGAGCUGCCGACCGAACCCGUGCCAGUACGGCGGCAAGUGCAUCAGUGCGGGCCCCGGGCACAGGCGGGGCAUCUGCCAGUGUUACGGCCACUUUACCGGGCGCUUCUGCGGCCUCAACAUCUGCGAGCUGGAGCCGUGCUUCUUCGGCAAGUGUGAACUUACGCCCACCAGCUUCAAGUGCAACUGUCAGCCCGGGUUCGUCGGGGUGCGGUGCGACCAGCGCCAGAAGCCCUGCGCCGACAACCCGUGCGAAAGCCGGGGCGAGUGUUUCGAGAAGAACGGGGGCUUCUUCUGCCGCUGCCACGCCUGGUGGGAGGGCGCCCGGUGCGAGAAGCGCAUGAUGCACAUACCGUACAAACCGCUGUCGGAGCGGAUGCUGCAGGAACCGUUCUGGCUCGGGCUGAUCACCGUGUUCGUGGUGCUUGCCGUGAUCGGGCUGGUCUGGUGCGCCAAGCGCCACUUCCCGGAGAAGAUCGAGAAGCUACUCGCGGACGAUACGCAGCUGAAUCGAAGCACCUUCCCGCCGCACCAUCUCAACACUGCCUUGCGCGAGCAGCUGCAGGCUUCCGCCGGUACCGUUUCCUCCUCGAACGCCACUACCCCCGCAUCGCACCGGACAAUCUUUGGACGAUUGGGUAUAAGAAAACCAUCCAUAUUGAGUCUCAGCAGCCCACAGCAAGUUGGAGGGGCUACCGCUAGAACAUUUUCUUUAGAUGAUCUUUUACGGCCCCCUCCUCGACGCACACCAUCGCCACGGAAGAAGCGUAACAACUCGACGCCAACGAAGAAGAACGUCAACGAGAAGAAGCAGAUACUGCAGCAGCUCGUGUCGCCCGCCCAGAACGCAGCCACUAAAGUCAGCCUCGGCGAGCUGAUCCAGCUGUCCGAGACGCGGCUGAAGGCGAACUACGCCGAGUCGGAGGCCGGCCUGAAGGAGACGACCUUCUCGGAGAACUCGCUCUCGGUCACGUCGAUGGUGCGCCAGAUCUCGGACCCGAAGCUCGAGAAGAAGGUCACGUUCGCCCGGCUGCUCAGCAAGGUGUCCGCGGAGAUGAGCUCCGGCUCGGAGGACCUAGCGAAUGGAGCGAAGCAUUCUAGUGCCCUAAGUCUUCCAAACGAGGUACCGCCACGCGCAAAUUCCGUACCGCCGUCGCCGUGCACAAACGAAAUCCGGUCGCCGCACAGUACCUCGUCGAACCAGGGCAGCGAUUCGCUCUCCAGCUCCGAGCUGGCGCUGCACGACUUUGGGCUGCGCAGCAGCAGCCGCCGGGCCCGGCCGAAGGUGUCGAGCGCCGACUCGAUACUGGCGAUGUUCAAGAACUUUGCCGCGUCGAGCAGCGCGCUCAACACGCUGCCGUCGUCGAUCAUCAUCUCGCCGUCGUCGACGCCGACCGCCUCCAGCCCGCAGGACGACGUGCCGGGCGAUGACGAUUCGUCCACCUCGUCGAACCACACGCCGGUCAGCUACUCGAGCGGCGGCACGUCCGACUCGCCCGUCUUCUACCGCCAGAGCACGAUCGAGGUGCCGGUGCUCGACGCGCUCAGUGCGCACAAGUCGUCGGUGGUGGUGUCGGCGGCGGCGGCGGCGGCAGCCACCGGCAGCGGCAGCAGCGCCAGCAGCUGCAGCUCGUCCGCCGGCUCGGCCCAGCUGCACCCGCCGACGAUCCUGCUCGAGAUACCGAGCAACGGCAUCAACAACAAGUGUCUGUCGCCGAUCCGCGAGAUGCCGACGCCGAUACCGUCGCCCGCGCUGACGCCGAUCAUGCCGCGGCCGCAGCGGAUGCGCACGCCCCAGUCGAUCCACGACGAGUCGAUGUCGGUGACGUUCAACAGCGGCUACGAGGACUAUCACAAGUCCCAUCAGCUUUCGAUCGAAAUACGGCCGCCGCCGCCGGACGAGCCGGAGCGCGGCGACUACUCGUCCUCCUCGCCGCCCGACAGCGACCCGACCGGCGACGGGCCGGCCGGUUUGGGCGUGCCGAUCAUCGCGAUCGACAUCCAUCCGCCGACGCCGGAGCGCAAGAGCCCGGAGCGGCCGCGCGACCUCAUCAUACCGCAGCUGGUGAUACAGCACCCGAGCCCGACCAAGGAGCGGACGGCGGUGGUAGUGAUACCGGGGUCGCCGCCGCCCCAGCGCGCCAACCACACGCUCGACGCGACCAUACUGGCGGGCGGUGGGACCAGCCGGCAGCAGCACCAGAAGCGAUUUCUGAAGCAGUGGGAAAAACCAACCUCGCUCGAUCUCCCGUUCGAUCCGCCGAUGAUCACGAUCACCUGCAACAGCAGUGAGGUCGUGUCGGAUGCGGAAGCUCCCUCGCCGGCCCAUCCUCUGAUGUCCAAAGGUUCCCGUGCGAACGGUGGGCCCGGUGGGCUCGGCCCACCCGGUAGCUCCGGCGGCAUGUGCUACCUGAGCCCGUUCUCGAUGUGUAUCCGCGGCGACCGCGCUCCGUCCGAAAGCAAUCUCAGCUCGUCCGGCUACUCCAGCAUGGCCAGCCCCGGUCCGAGCCGGUGUGGUUCGAACAAUCCCCUCUUUCCGAACGAAUCCGACGACCCUGGGUCAGGCCCGCCCGGUCCCGGCGGCUAUUCCGGCUUUCACGCACUGAUCAACAAUCGACGACAAUCAUCUAAUGUAAGGAAAAAAUCAACCGACAGUGGCAACGGUGCGGGUGGAACGCACGGCGGCCACACCGCAGGCUACAGCCACCAUCAACCGUCCUCGUUUCGGCUGCGCUCCGACUCCGAGACGCUGUCGGACGAGCCGCUACUCGAGUCGAAUGACGAGGGCAUCGGGACGGACCAUCUCGAUGAGAAGAUCGAGGAGGGCGAAAUCCGGAGCGCCAAGGAGCUGGAGCUGUACCUCGGCAAGGAGCUGAUCCAAACCGGGCAGGACAUUCUGAGCCAGGAGAGCCUCUCCAUGUCGCAGCUGCAGCUGCCCGCCAUCGUGAUCCAGUCGGACGCGGGCUACGAGAAGCCGUCGCCCGUCUCCUCCCGCUCGGACAGUCCGCUGAGCGAACGCAACGCCAGCAUGGAGCGCUUUUCGCCCAUGUUCUACGGCAAGAAGGACCAGCAGCUGCCGUUCACCGACUCGGACGGCCUGUACGACUUCCCGUCGUCCGAUGGCAAGGGCGGCACGGGCAGCACGGUGGCGACCGCGCACCGCAAAUGCGUCGGCCGCAGGAAGGAGCGCCGGGUGGCCCGCACCGACCGGGCGGCAGCACUGCAGUCCCCGUCCAAGGGGACCACCACCACGGUGCUGCUGGAGAUACCGGGCAGUAAGGAGUCCGCGGCCGGUGGCCAGCCGCACGGUCAUCAGCACAAUGCGGCCGGUGGGAAGUUCGUCGGGACGGUGCCCACCACCCGCAAAAGCCCGAAGCGACGAGUACAUCGGCCGCCGCUCGCCAGCAGCUCCUCGUCCACCGAGUCGCUAACGUCCAUGCGGGAGUACGCGAUCCGAUCGUGCAAAGAUCUAACCAGCGUGACGCAACUCUCCGCCGCGAAAGAUUCGGCGGAAGGGUGCAAUUAUGGCGAUGCGAAAGGUGAGGAAGCGUCCACCAACCCGAUGGUAGCGAAACCACCGGCCCCGGCAGAAGAGAUCCGCAAGCCACCGUACAAAAUUCGCCGGCUGAAAGCGAUCGGCAAUCAGAUCAGGUUUUUGCGUCGCCUGGAGCGGAGCAUCCACCGGAAGGAGCAGCCGGCCCAGCCGUCCGACGAGGACCUGAUGAGCGAGGGCGGCGGCAUGAAGGAUUCGCCCAAGAUGUCCUCGCCGCUGAUCCGCUUCAAGCAGUCGCAGAUCGACGAGGAGGACGAGUCGGAGGAGGACGACAGUAAGAGCAGAUACUACUCAAACGCGCUGAGCAAGCAGCAGCAGCAGCUUCAGCAGCAGCAGCAGCAGCUGCUGCUCCCGGCAGAGCCGAACGCCGCCAACUCGAACGCCCGCCAGCACGGCAAGAUUUCGCGGCAGCGGCGCGUCCCAAGCCACGACUGUUACGCAGCCAAGCCAUGGUCCGAGGCAGAGUGCAAGCUGCUCGGCGGGGACGUCACCAGCGACUGAGGGGUGAAGGGGCAGGUGGAAAUGGGGAAGAAUUAGCUAGGCCGCAUCGAAAACGUACACAAACUAAACCCAGCCCCGCUACUAAGUAUUUGUAACGUAGCGUAACCUACCGUAACGCAAUGUAACGUUUCGUAACGUAACGCACCGUAACGUAGCGUAACAGAGCGGGCGUGUCAGAGUCAAAGACAGUUGAAAUUAAAUUACUAAUAGCAAUAUAGCGCACGGAAAACACACACACACUCACUCACACAAGUUCUCUUACAAACAUGCAUAUAGCAAAAGCAUAAGCAAAACAAAACAAUAGAAAAACCACAAGGCAGCAUAGGAAUAGAACGCCACGAUGCGUGAUAAAACAGAGCAGAGUGUUACUAAGUCCUUGCAAUGCGCAAUGGAGAGCAAAGAAAAAAACAACCUGACAUCCACUCGCUACUAAAACGCUGCUACGAUAAACGAUUUUGCAAAUGUUUAUAUGUGUUCAGUUUCCGAUCUAAAACAUUUUAAACGCAUGUUGCAUGUAACGCAUACGAUGUGAAUAUGUAUUAUAUAACGUGUAGAACAGAUAGAAAUGUGAAUUAAUAUUCAGAAGCAGCAGCGAGCGAGCGAGCGAGAGAGAAGUAGCUACUUAUGGAAGUAAAACAAAACGAGUAUUUUUUUGCUACUGAUAACACUUACCCCACUGGCUUAGUAAUUGUGCCCGACAGUAAGACAGUUUGCACCACCACAUAGGCACUCUGAGCGCACGCACACACACAUACAAACACACCCACACACAAACAUAAUUGCACUCAUCCUCACAACGUAGUAGCAACUGGCAGUAGAUAGCACCGUCAUAAGCACCAGCACACGCACGCACUGGUUAGAGUAGUGUUGAAGAUUAGUCAAACCAGCAAGGAAAAGAAGCAGAUAGAAAAAUAGUAAUCAUAACUACGAAUACAUCACCGGAACAGAGACUGAUUUUCUAACGUAAGUGAAACCAAGCAGCAACCAAAAACAAAACAAAACAAAAACGGGCAAACGAGUGCAUCUAAAAGAGGGUGCUCACAAACACACUGAAACACUCACACAUACACACACGCGCACACUGUUUCAGUUAGCUUGCGCUCCAUUACCGCCCAUCUUAGGUGGGUGUGAGUGUGUGUUUGUACAAUAUCGAUAGAAAGUCACUCGAGCUCGUUGUGUGUGCGUGUGUGUAUGUGUGUGUGUGUGUGUGUGUUUGCUACUAUUGGCCCCUUGUUCGGUGCACUUAGGUUCGGUCACAGUGGGUGUGAGUGUGUAUGUGUGUGUCGUCCAUUAGGUGUUGUAUUUAUUCUCCAUCGCUACUUGGAUUCUCGAUUUAAAUGGUGAACUAAUGUUAAUAGAUGUUUGUAGUACGAUCAAAUAGUAACAUUAUUACAUCGUCACACUCACAACCCACACACACACACACACACACACAUACACACAUCGUGUUUUUAUGUCGUUUGUUGCGUCACAGUCGUGGUUCAGGCACAGGUAACAAAAAGAAUAGGGAUGAUUAUUCAGUCCCACACUAAGCCAUAAAAUAGGUGUAGUCACUCACGCACAUAUGCUCAUCUUACGGAUCAAUGUCGUUUGCUUUCGUACACCGUACCGUGUAACAUUGCCACGCGCAUACACACACACACACACUCAUUCAACCCUCAUUAGUCGUAAUGCCACGGGGCAGGGAAGGAUACUCUGUUUCAACGUGUUUUACCAAAUGCUACUAGUUCAAAUAGAGGGCGCCACCAGCGCCCAGUGUGUCCAGCAGUUGGUGUUGGUGGCAAGGCGAACCCUUCUUCUUUAAAUGUGUACAUUUUGUUCCAUUUUCGUACCGCAGCAGCUCGUGCAUGUCGUGUCAGAACUAAACUGACUAAAUACACUCUCACUCACACAAAACAUCCCUACAAACAUUUGUCCGCUGGUGUGCAUAGUUUUUGUUUGUUUGUUCGAAAGGAAGAACAAAACAAAAAACUAAAAAAAAGACGAAGCAAAUAUGCAACAAAAUCAAUACAAAUAAUGUUAGCUUUAAGUCUACAUUGGAUCCGGUGGGGGAGGGGAAGGGAAGAGAGAAGGAACUCAGCAUACGGGUUGCAAGCGAACUACAAAUCCCAAUUCAAGAUUUGCCUUCCACAAACAACAACCACACUACUCAACAACUACGUCACGUACACCAAACACUCACACGAACGCGCGCGCGUACAUACUACUUACACUUACGCUGGUAUUUGUGUGUAAGGUUUGCGUUGAAAGGAAAAAAAAACUAAAACCAAAACAAAAACAAAAACAAGGAAAACAAACCAAAACUGACGACUACGUCCUAAGCUUUCGAGUACUUAUAAGUAGCAUUUAAACGAAACAAACACAAAACCAAAAAAAAAACUCUAUUGUUCCGUUAACUGUUGAUUGUUUUGAUGCGAUUUUGAUGCGUAACGCCUACUACAAAUUUACGAAAACUAUUGCGGAAGCGUGCAGGAAGCAACCGGCAACGGAAGUGGAAAAUGGAAACAAACAUCACUACUACCGUGUGCUCUACACGUCUUACAGAGAUUUAAAACUAGGACCAAAAAACGAAACACAUGAUGUAUAAUCAUACCCUUACUUAAACAAACAAAAGAACAAACAAAAAAAAAGCCCAAACGUACGAACGAAACAUAAAACAAGAGAAAAAAAGAAUUAAAAAAAAUGAUGCCUUCUGUGAUAAGAUUUAAAACCCGCGGGAGGGGGAAAAAGGGGGGCUGGGGGAUGUAGAAAGCGAAUAAGAGGGAUAAGGAAGGGGGGGGGGGGGUAGAGGAGUUGAAAACAACAACAAAGAGUAACAAAAAGAAAAACAAAACAAAAACACAAUGCAACAUAAAGAAAACCCAAAAUCCGUUUUUUUCGGUUUUUUUUCGAAUUUUCGUAACGGUUUUCGCAUCCGCGUGGCUCGGGCGAAAAUAUCGUAAAAGCACACCAACACGUCACAUGCACUCACACAUGCACACACACACCCACAAAGCUCAACUGGGGCACCCUAGCUGGCGGCAGCCAUCACAGCACCGGACAGCCCAAGGAGUCCCAAGCCGCCCUCGCCCUCGCCUGCUGGUUGGCCCCAUUUCCCCCUGUCCUGUGGUUUUUGCUCCUCUUCGGGCAAAUAUUCGAGUAUAAUGCAACAUUUCCGGUUGUGGCACGUGGCACGAUUUGAAUGGAAGAUGUAUGUAUGUGUUGUAUGUCGUGGGCGGCCCGACGCCGCACACACCCGCCAACCCCGGGCGGCGAAGGGCCGGCCGGACAGGUAGAUAGCACCAUUUUUUUGCACGUGAACAUACAAACAAAACAAUGCAAAGAAAGAAGCAGAAGCAGAAGAAGAAAAGGAAGAAAACACAAGUAAUAAUGAAAACGUCUCUAACUGUUCAUUUUUUUUCCAAAACUAAUAGCAAUAAUACAAAAGCAACAUUACCAACUAGUGAAGAAUCAGGUAGAUGGGUGAGAGAGAGGGAGAGAAAGAGAGAUAUAGAAAGAGAGAGAGAGAGAGAGAGAGAAGAGAGAGAGAGAGCGAGAGAGCGAAACAGUAUCGAACAAACUCCUACGAUACUUACAAAUUACUUUACAAGCAAUGUAUUUCAUAAAGCUGGUAUUCGGUGUUUUAACGGUUAAUUGCAACAAAAAAAAAUCACUCUAGGUUAAGCGAUGCAACUACAAAGGAUAAUGGAAGAGUAAAGCAUGAAAAGGCAAAAGGGAUACAAAGAGCAACAAAACGAGAAAAGGAAAGAUGAAAAGGAAAGAGAAGGAAAAGCAAAAACAAAAACGGAACAAUAGAGAGAAAAAGUAAAGUGAAGAAAGAACAUGAAAAAACAUUCACUAACAGCAGCAAAAGGGAGCAGCAGAGCAACAGGCAGAAAAGGAAAGAGGAGAGAGAGAGAGAGAGAGAGAGAGAGAGAAAGAGAGAGAGAGAAAGAGAGAGAGAUACAUAAAUUGUUAUAUAACGAGAAGAAGAAAAAAAACUAAUUACAAUUCCACCGCAAAACUUAUUACGUUUAAGGCUAAUUGUUUACUAUUUAAAGAUUACCAAUAUGUGCACUUUUCUAAGUAAGUUUAUGGGCAAUGCGACAGAAAGAGAGAGAGAGAUAGAGAGAGAGAGAGAGAUAGAGAGAGAGAGAGAUAGAGAGAGAGAGAGAGAGAGAGAGAGAGAGAGAGAGAGAGAGAGAGGGAGAGAAAGAGAGGAAGCAACAACACUCUAAAUGAAGAAAAAGAAACGAAGCGAAUCUCAACGACCCAUGGGCUGGCAAGCAGAGCAAAAACAAAAAAAAACAACCUAAAGCUGUUAAUUACUGACCAUGUAUAUGUUCUUAGACAUCUAUCGAUAAUAAAAACUAAAACCCUACAAAAAAAAACAACAACCAAACACAUCCCCACCCGGCAUCAAACAAUCUCCUCCGCAAAAACGGCAACUAUUACCCGGCGCUCUAGCAGCAAUCGAACACGACAUCGAACAUGAAAAAUGUAUGGGAUUUGACAUGUUUGUCUUGUUUGUUUGUUUGUGUCUGACAGUGCACCUCCAUAUGAUUAUAUGGGUUUGUUUGUGUCGGAUGUCGUGUUCGAUUGCUGCUAGAGCGCCGCCUUAGUUGAUGUUUGUGUUGGAGUUUGUUUGUUGUUGUUUUUUUUUUCUUCAGUUCCCACAUUGACCCUCGAUGAUGACAGUGAUCCAUCUGCACAAGCAGUAGUAGUGCAGGAGCGGAAAAAGCGGAAAGAAAAGCUCACCACAAGCUGAAGAAGCGGACGAAACAAGCGCGCUCGAUUCGCGCUGAAAGGAGAAAGAGACACGAACAGUGCGUGCGGCCCGCUCGCUCCACAAACAAACGGCGCGGGCGUGUGUGCGUGUGUGUGUGCGAGCGCUUGCCGAGCUGUCAUUGAAACGCUGCAGGCAUGCGUCGUGCGGUGCCGCGCGUUUACAACCGCCGGUCGAACGCUUGAACCGUUGUUUACCGUGCCGCUAGCAGCAAUAAAAACCCUCCGCCGGCCACUGUUGCGACCCGUUUCGGGGUGAGCAAGUGUGCGGCAACGAUUGACGAACGAUCCCGCAGGACGGGGCCACCCCGCACGCACACCAUCCCGCGGAACUGUACCGCCGGGUCAGCACCCGGACGCGGCAUAGCAAACGCUGCGCCGCCGAUGUGACGACGCUCUGUGUAUAGCGACCAGGCAGCGAUUGGUGGCCAAUAGGAGAGCGAAUCAUUGCGCGCAUCGGUUUCUAUUGGUACUGCCUGCCCACCGUCCGAUACGAACGAACACCUUCCGCAGGGGUUGGAGGGGUGGGGGAAGAGGGAAAGAAAAACUAACGGGGCCUAGCGGCCAAAGGGUACGGCGAGCGGUGUGUGCAAGCGGUGCGAAGAGCUGUGUUGUGGUUUGUGUUUUUUUGCUUUGGUGCGUGCUGCUUUUCUUCGUGUGUGCGUGUGUGUAUUGUGUGCGCGUCCACUGGUUGUUUCCGGGUGAGCGGGGGACGGGGCGGCGGUGCGCCCGCAGUAGUGCCCGAGCGACAACAGUGAACAACAAAUGGCAAACGUAAACAAGAAGCACCCAGCCGGGAAUGCUCGGGCAGCAGGGUGAGAGUGGCACGGGCCCCGGACUCGUCGCGAGGUUCCCUCCUCUCAUUCUCCCUUCUGCCAGGGGCCUGGCCAGAGUGGGGAGCGGGUGGUGAGGUUAGUGAGAGACGCAAUCAACUUGUGAGCCAGGACACUUACUUCCUGGGUGGUUUUUUUUCCGAGCCACCAUCAAGCCAGUGGCUAAAAG
Messenger RNA from Anopheles coluzzii, 15807 nucleotides. RefSeq lists its product as uncharacterized. Lineage: Eukaryota; Metazoa; Arthropoda; Insecta; Diptera; Culicidae. The record is from RefSeq and is a predicted model, not a curated record. Bases 379 to 10041 code for a protein of 3220 amino acids. Gene Ontology annotation, molecular function: serine-type endopeptidase activity. The transcript has 27 exons.